Messenger RNA from Micropterus dolomieu (smallmouth bass), 972 nucleotides. Its product is annotated as secretory carrier-associated membrane protein 5-like. Gene Ontology annotation, cellular component: recycling endosome membrane; trans-Golgi network membrane. Lineage: Eukaryota; Metazoa; Chordata; Actinopteri; Centrarchiformes; Centrarchidae. Bases 159 to 842 code for a protein of 227 amino acids. Gene Ontology annotation, biological process: protein transport. The transcript has 7 exons. The record is from RefSeq and is a predicted model, not a curated record.
CGUAUCACCGCUAUUGAGACGGUGCCUGAAGGGCUCACACGUUAAAUCCCAACGGCAACGCUUAGAUUAUAGCACCCUCCGUUAAACGCCUUCUUCCCAUAAACCGUGGUGUUCAGAAACGGACGAGGGAGGAACUCUAAACAGCGAACUUUAUCCACAUGGCAGAGCCCAACUUCCCCCCACUGCCGGGAUUCAUCCCGCUCAAGCCAUGCUUCUACCAGGACUUUGAUGAGAUCCCUGAACAGCACCGCAGCAUGUGCAAGAAAAUGUACCACCUGUGGAUAUUGAAUAGUGUUACUCUUGCUGUGAAUCUCAUUGGCUGCUUUGCUUGGAUGUUUGGUGGAGGUGGUGUGACCAACUUUGGGCUGGCUAUCAUCUGGCUCCUGAUGUUCACUCCCUGCUCUUAUGUCUGUUGGUUCAGGCCCAUCUACAAGGCCUUCAAGAGUGACAGCUCCUUCAACUUCAUGCAGUUCUUCUUUGUGUUCAUGGCCCAAGUUGGAAUCAGCAUCAUCCAAAGCAUAGGCAUACCUGGAUGGGGAGUAUGUGGUUGGUUGGCUACCAUCUCCUUCUUCAGUUAUAAUAUUUUUAUUGCACUGAUCAUGUUGGUCCCUACUAUCAUGUUCACUGCAGUGGCCUCAUUGUCCUUCAUUGCCCUAACCAGGAUCCAUAAUUUCUACCGUGGCAGCGGGGCCAGCAUGUCCAAAGCUCAGGAGGAAUGGACCUCAGGAGCUUGGAAAAACCCUCAUGUGCAGGCAGCGGCCCAGCAGGCUGCCAUGGGGGCAGCUGCUGGAGCCAUGCAGGGUCAGCCCUCUAGCCCACAAUAUGACGAUAACCAGAUGUAGCCACUUCAAGACAGAGAUGUCAAACAAAUGAUGUGACAGAUAUGCCAAAGUUUGAGCAACAGGGUUAGGGAGAUUUGACCAUUUCCCACAAUAUCAUUGAUGAUUAAGUGUUUCAGAAACAACACUUGCA